UUCCCACGCGCGCUAAAGAUGAUAUCUCGCUGCUCGUUCCUGUUACCCACAAGACUCGCUCUUAAUUUCUAUCCACUACUUCGCCGCCGCCUCGGCUUGCGACGAUCAUCUCUUAUAGAUGGUCAACAGUCCGCGACCGAUGAUCGAUCCUCCCCCUCCGCUUCUCACAGCGUCUUCUCCCGCGUUGCCACCGCCGAUAUCUCGCCUGAUACCCUCGCUUCCUGAUGACCUUGCCAUCCUCUGCAUCGCUCGAGUCCCGCCAUCGUAUCACCCCUUGCUCGCCGCUGUAUCACGUGCGUGGCGCACCUUUCUUCGCUCCCCUCUCCUUUUCUCCGUCCGCCUCGAAGUCGGCGCGUCGCAGUCCUUCCUCUUCAUCAGCAUCCACACUCUUAUUGACCAAUCUCGUUGGUAUAUCCUUGAUCGUCUCUGCUGGAAUCAUUCCCCUCUUCUUAUCCCACUCCCUGCGCCGCCCCUUGUCUCUCCCCUCGGUUGCACAGCUGUCUCCCUUGGUCACUCUCUCUUCCUCCUCGGGGGCUCUAUCGACGGCAUUCCCUCAUCCGUCGUACAAAUAUACGAUGCCCGAUUCAAUUAUUGGCGUCUCGGCCCCCAUAUGUCUGCUUCCCGCGAGUUUGCCGCUGCUGGUGUCAUUUCUGGCCGGAUCUACGUUGUAGGUGGCUGCCACCCCAUCAACAAGUAUUGGGCUGAGGAAUUCGAUCCGGAGAAGGAGCGAUGGAGGCGGAUCUCAAGCCCACCGGAGAUCCGAGAGAAGUGGAUGCACGGAAAUGCAGUUAUUGGGGGAAAGCUGCUUGCGAUGGCGGAUCGUGGCGGUGUGGUAUUAGAUCCCGCUGUGGCUGCGGCAGAGGCAGAAGUUAUGCAGGAUAAAGCAUGGAGUAUGGUGCCAACAACGCUGGAUCUAGGGUGGAGGGGUAGGGCGGCCGCUGUGGGGGAAGUUCUUUACUCUUAUAGUUACCUGGGGAAGAUCAAAGGGUAUGAUUUCACGAACGACGAGUGGAGGCCACUGGACGGACUGGAUAAGGAGCUACCAAAGUUUUUGCAUGGAGCAACACUGACCAAUUUGGGUGAAAUGCUGUGUUUGGUUUGGGAAGGGAAGAGGAAGGGCAUGGAGAUGGAGGUCAUUUUUGCUGGAAUUAGGGUUACCAAAACAAACAACGGGGGUUUGCUGGGAUCUUUGGUCUGGUUGGAAACGUUUGUUUUGGCGUUUCCGAAGGGAACAUUCAUUUCACAGUGCAUCUCGCUGGAGUUCUGAUCUGAAAAUGGUUUACUGAUUUGUUUGAAACCUUUCAGGUUGGUUACACAACCACGUGUACUCAAAAGUGUUUAAUGUUCCAUCAUCAUGGUCAUUAUCCCAACAAUUUGGGUUGGCUUUAUACAGGGCUUGCAAGGGCAAAAUCUUAAGAAGGAAAGCUUAAAAAACUGAAAUUAACUGUUGGAACGCGAAGGUGCAAAAUUUUAAAAAGAAGAAGCUCGAUUUUGUAAGGGUAUUUUGCCUUGCCAAGCAGGCAUGUGGCCGCUUGUGUGGUAGGAUGAAACAGCCUUACAUAGGGUGAAUUCACUUUUUUUUUAAAAUUGAAUUUAAUCGUAAUAGACCUGGUCAUCUAUGUCAUGUUAACUUAUAUUUGUAAUUUGCUCGAGUAAUUUAAUACGAGACCCAGAUAAAUACAUGUAAAUCACUUGUAUGUUUGUAUGAUUUUGUAUGUUCUAUUGUUAUAGACUCUAAAUUUAUUUUACUUCUCA
Messenger RNA from Dendrobium catenatum, 1755 nucleotides. Its product is annotated as F-box/kelch-repeat protein SKIP6-like. The transcript has 2 exons. Lineage: Eukaryota; Viridiplantae; Streptophyta; Magnoliopsida; Asparagales; Orchidaceae. Gene Ontology annotation, molecular function: protein binding. The record is from RefSeq and is a predicted model, not a curated record. Bases 119 to 1267 code for a protein of 382 amino acids.